This is a messenger RNA of Dissoconium aciculare CBS 342.82, 810 nucleotides long. RefSeq lists its product as uncharacterized. The coding region runs from base 1 to 810 and encodes 269 amino acids. The record is from RefSeq and is a predicted model, not a curated record. The transcript has 2 exons. Lineage: Eukaryota; Fungi; Ascomycota; Dothideomycetes; Mycosphaerellales; Dissoconiaceae.
AUGGCAUCUGACUUGGCUGCUGCUCUGGAUUGGUACAGACCCGUCGCCACAGCUUACAACGAGCGCGUGGUGAAAAAACUUGUGAAGGCUGUGCGGUUGAAUUUCACGCCGCGCGAAUUGGAAGGAUACACCACCGAGGGCGCAAUAUCCAAAUGCGUCUACUUGACGGCUCUACAUGGACGCGAGUCCUCUUUCGAUCUCGGUCCUAAUCCGAGCGCAGCCGAGCUGGCUGGGCAAAUUUACUACAAACCUCCCGAGAGUCUCAUAGAUGCCUUGCCACUGUUUGGAGACCCGUUUUCUGAGCAAGAGUUGUCUGACCACAAGAAUGAGCUCAUCGACCACCUGCGACAUCAAGCCGCUAUUAGUGGCAUCUCCUCUAGCUUCGAGCUCCCUGAAGACUGGUUCGAGUUUCUACGUCUAAUACGGGAGCUUCGCGGGCCUGGAUUACCCGCAUUCAGCAAUCACUGGCAUGUUGUGCAUAUUUCAAGCCUUGGAACAUCAUACGAUGCUGGGCAUAUGCCUUACUUGAAGUCUGCGAUCGAAGAGCUAUGCUGGGACGUAAGCCUUCAGUGGUGGACAGGUGGCGAAGAACGAGAGGACUAUGUCUUCUAUGUGUACGCUCGGCCGAAAGGUUCUGAUCAGGCCUUUCGAUGGCAAGUCCUGCAGUACCGUCAAUAUGAGUGUUUCGUCUUCAAUACGCUCGCCGAGUAUGUCCACGAGACAAGCGCACGUCCUGAAACGGAAUAUGCUGACCCAUCGUUUUGGGAGACGUGCCUCCCCUUCUGUGGAGAUUUCACUGAUUAUUGGUGA